Peniophora sp. CBMAI 1063 is the source of this 2079-nucleotide messenger RNA. The record is from the annotation of a GenBank genome assembly. NCBI's taxonomy places the organism in Eukaryota, Fungi, Basidiomycota, Agaricomycetes, Russulales, Peniophoraceae.
AUGUCUCUCCCUCCCGAACUGCUCGACCUCAUCCGCACCGCAUCAUCCAAUCCCCUCGUCCAGCAGCUCGCGCCCAUCUUCGGCCUCUUCGCUCUUCCACUUGCCGUUCUGGUUGGCCGGAACUAUAUACUCGCCGCGUUCGGUCGUGUAUCUGUCAUGCUCGCUGCUAUAUCCUCUGCUAUGCCGUGGAACUGGGGGACAUCUCCAUAUACGGAGGAAGUGCUGAGGAAACCGCGGACAAGAGCGGAGAUGUUGGCACAGCAGCGCAAGGUGCCGCGGAGUGAAGUGGGAGGAGGGGACGCGGCGGGGGCUGGUCCUGCAGAUGCGGGCGCGCAUUAUACGGGGCUCGUGAACGUGUCGGGGACAUAUUGCUUUAUGAACUCGACGAUGCAGGCGUUGGCGUCGCUGUCUUAUUUGAGGCCGUAUCUCGACGCUGUGCACGCGCGGGCGGAGGAGCUGGAUUACCCUAGCCCUGUCACGGAUGCCCUGAGGGAUUUAUUGCAAACACUCAACGAACCCCAACCCUACCCGCGCGCCAUCCGGCCCAUGGCGAUAAUCGACGCGCUCUCCCACACCUCGCCCGGCAAACGCUCGCCACUCUUCUCCUCGCGCGAGCACCAAGACGCCCAAGAGCUCUUCCAGCUCGUCACCGAGCACCUCAAAAAAGAAGCAUCGGGCAUGGAAGCCGAGCAGAACACCGACCGCGGGUUCGCCGCGCUCGACGCCCUGCCCGGCUCCGCGAAUCUACCGCCGAGGGUGGAGCUAAGCAAGGUCGGCGUGUUCGACGGGUUGACGGCCAAUCGGCGGUGUUGUGUCGAGUGCGGGUAUACGGAGGCUGUGAUGCACUUUUCGUUCGAUAGUUGGCAGCUGCCGCUUCCUCGUACCGCCGCGUGCAGACUCGAAGAAUGCCUUGCGGAAUACACCAAGCUCGAAGUCCUCACAGACUGCAUGUGCCGCCACUGCUCCCUCCUCGCCACGCUCUCCCACCUGCGCGAAGAGGUCCAGCGGCUCUCGGACGACCCCAAGCCCACGAACAGCCGCAAGAAGCGGUUACGCGAGCUGAAGGGGCAGGUUGCGAAGGUCGAGACGCUGUUGAGGGAGAAGAGGGAGGAGGAGGACGUUAAGGAUUUGAAGUUGGUCAGGGUGUUUAGUCGGGCGAGUACGAAGCAGGCCAUGGUCGCAAGACCGCCGCCUGUGCUUGCUCUUCACCUCAACCGUUCAAUGUCCUACGGCGCCUACGCCCAGAAGAACUCCGCGCGCGUCCACUACACCGAGAUCCUCGACCUCACGCCCUUCUCCACGUCCGGCGCCCUAUCAACGCACCCCGUCUCGCCCAUAUCCGGCCAGCCCAUGGCCUCAUCCUCAACAUCAACACCCUCAACAUCAACACAACAAGACAGAAUCCUCUACCGCCUCGCCGCCGUCGUCGUCCACUACGGCACGCACCAAUUCGGACACUACGUCGCAUACCGCCGCCUCCCCUCGCCCUCAUCCUCCCCUCCCCGCCUCGCGCGUCCCUUAUCAGAAACCAACGCCGAGCCGGUCUUCACGGACGAGCUGGAUAAGGACGGGAAGAGGAGGACAGAUGUCGGGCCGGGCACGGGGAGGGGCUGGUUGAGGAUUAGCGACGAUAGUGUGAGUAGGGUGGGGAUUGAGAGCGCGUUGGCGGAGGGGACGGGCGCGUUCAUGCUGUAUUAUGAGCGCGUGCUCCCUCCGUUGCCCGCGACCGCCGCCGCACCUGCACCUGCGGCAGCAGUUGAUGUCAGCGGCCCAUCACGGUUCAUGUCGCGCGCGUCGACGCCGGCAAGGAUUGUGCGGAGCGUCUCCCUAUCCAGCUACACACAUCCUCUUCCUACGACGACGAAGGCGCCCAGUGAGGGCUCAAGCUCGAGUCGAUCUUCGGGCUCGGGCUCCGAUCAGGGCUCCGACAGUCCGGGGUCGAGCAUUACGAGCGUUGAGGAGGCUGACGAAGAGGAGGAUGUGGACGCGGGGAAAUGUGUGGAUGGCCCGGGUGCGGAGAGGGAGGAUACGGGUACGCCGGUGCCGGUUGAGCCGCCAGAAGCUAGGACGGCGUCGUAG